AUGAUACCCUAUGAUAGAAACAUUGAUGUGUCACUCUUGAUCGGAAACGAUUACCCAAGAGCUAUCCGGCCUCGACAAGUAAUCACUGGAGGGGAGGAUGAUCCCUAUGCUCAAAAAUCUCUCCUAGGUUGGGGAAUUAUUGGAAAAGUCUGCCUGACAUCUGAAAGUUCAGGUGCUGUUGUUUGGAACAAAGCUACAAGUUGUGAGAGCGUGAAGUUUGCAGUCCCGUCAACAGCGAAAGAAAUCCUCUGCCCGCAGAAAGUCAUUGCGAUUCUCGAGAAGGACUUUGCUGAUGAAAACAUGGGAGGGCAGUCUAUCUCAAUGGAGGACAAGAAGUUCCUGCGAAUCAUGGAGAAAGGAAUAAGGAAACGACCAGACGGACAUUAUGAGAUGCCCCUCCCUCUCAAGACGCCUAACACAUCGCUACCAUACGAUCGCAAAGUAGCAGAGAACCGAUGGAAACAACUAAAUGCCAGGUUUAGAAGGAACCCAAAGUUUAUGGAAGACUACAUAGAAUUCAUGAAAGAUGUGCUUGAAACAUGUGCUGAAAGGGCUCCCUCUAGCUACAAACAAGGAAAGGUAAACUAUGUACCCCAUACUGGUGUCUAUCAUCCCAAAAAGCCAGGGAAAAUACGUGUGGUCUUUGAUUGCUCAGCAAAGUGUGAAGGAAUCUCACUCAAUGACAACCUCCUACAAGGACCAGACUUGACUAAUGGCUUAGUUGGAGUACUGUGCAGGUUCCGCCAAGAAGAAGUUGCUGUCGUUGGAGACAUCAAAGGAAUGUUUCACCAAUUCUUCGUGUCGGAGGAAGAUCGGGACCUUCUCCGUUUCUUGUGGUGGGAAGAUGGUGACCCAAACAAAAACGUGAUCGAAUACAGGAUGAAGGUUCACCUAUUCGGCGCUACUAGCUCACCUGGAUGUGCUAACUAUGGCUUCAAGAAAGCAGCAGAUGAUGGCGAAGCUGAGUUUGGGUCCGAUGCAGCUUCAUAUAUUCGAGAUGACUUCUAUGUCGACGACAGACUUAAGUCAGUCGCAACCCCAGAUGAAGCCGUGAGUGUCAUGAAAGCAAGUCAAGCAAUCUGCAGUAAAGCUGGACUGAGAUUACACAAGAUGAUGUCUUACAAUAAGGAGGUUCUGCAGAGUUUUCCUAUCGAAGACAGAGCUAAGGGUAUUGCUGACUUGGACCUAGAAGUUGAUCCACUACCAAUAGAGAGAGCAUUAGGUGUAUUCUGGUGCGUGGAAAGUGAUACAUUGCAGUUCCGAAUUGAGCUUAAAGAUCGCCCUCUUACUAGACGGGGAGUUCUAUCCACUGUUGGCUCAAUUUAUGACCCUAUCGGCCUUGCAAGUCCAGUGACUCUGAGAGGAAAGCACAUUCUCCAGGACCUCUGCAGAAGGAAACUUGAUUGGGACAGCCCCUUACCCGAUGACGUCAGACCACAGUGGGAGAAAUGGAGAUUUGAAAUAAGUGAACUCGAGAAACUAAACGUCCCAAGAUGCUACAAGCCUCCAAACUUCGGCAAAGUAAAGCGUACAGAGUUACAUCACUUUUCAGAUGCAAGUUUUGAUGGUUACGGACAGUGCUCUUAUAUUCGCCUGGUGAAUGAAGAGGACAAAGUGUGUUGCUCUCUCGUGACAGCCAAAUCAAGAGUAACCCCACUCAGACAGAUGACUAUUCCCAGACUCGAACUGACGGCUGCCACUGUAUCAGCAAAGAUGAGUACAUUUCUAAGGAAAGAAUUGACAGUGGCUAAACCUCAAGAAUUCUUCUGGACAGAUAGUCAAGUGGUCUUGGGUUACAUUCGUAACGAAGCAAGGAGAUUCCAUGUCUUCGUGGCAAAUAGGGUGCAACAGAUACAUGACGAAACAAACCCCAAAAGAUGGUUCUAUGUGAACACAGAAGACAACACUGCUGAUGAGGCGUCUCGAGGGAUGACAGCAAAGGAGCUCGUUGAAAGUAGCCGCUGA
This is a messenger RNA of Lytechinus pictus (painted urchin), 1965 nucleotides long. RefSeq lists its product as uncharacterized. The transcript has a single exon. Bases 1 to 1965 code for a protein of 654 amino acids. The record is from RefSeq and is a predicted model, not a curated record. Lineage: Eukaryota; Metazoa; Echinodermata; Echinoidea; Temnopleuroida; Toxopneustidae.